Paramuricea clavata is the source of this 3479-nucleotide messenger RNA. NCBI's taxonomy places the organism in Eukaryota, Metazoa, Cnidaria, Anthozoa, Malacalcyonacea, Plexauridae. The record is from the annotation of a GenBank genome assembly.
AUGGCAAACCAAGGACCAUUGUUUGAAAACGGCAAUGUAUUUGCUUGGUAUGGAGCGAAGUCAAAGGUUGUGGGAGACAUGACCUUUCAAGAGACACCAAGCGAUCUAUUUAACAGUCGUAAGUACAAACUUGUACUGGUAUUUCAAUCACAGGCCACAAAAUAAAACUGUCGUACUUGGCACCUGAACUGUGCCGGUCUUUCUUCGAAAUGUCGACCUGUUUUAAGGCUUGUUUACACUAUCAAAGUUUCUGUGAUCACAGUAGGAAUUUUGCAUAGAUUAAUAGAUGAUUCCCUUAUUACGUUCUCGUAGCGCUUUGCAUUGUGGUUAUAGGUAUCACUGAUAAAGAUAGCGGCCUCGAAUGAAAAUAUUGAAUGUUUUCGCGAAUAUUUUGCCUUUGGCUAUCGUAAACCUGACCCUAGCUUUUUUAAAAGUUCUUGCACGGGUCAGGACAAAAAAUAAGCCAUCAUGAAUAUCAGGGAUACCACUAUUACCACAAUGCAAAGCGCAACGAAAACGUAAUGAGGGCAAUCAUCUAUUCUAAGUUUUGAAGGAUUUGUACGAAAUGUUUGGGGAAACGCACUCAAGUCUUUACAACGCAAAAUUCCACAGAAACUUUGAUAGUGUAAACCAGGCUUUCAGGUAAACACAAACCGUAGUAGCUUAUUGCAACAGUGUAAGGCUGAAAGUCGGUCUGAUGAAUUUUGAGACUAAACUAACUUUAGGACCACUGAGAGAAUACAAAACUUUGGGAAUAGUGUUACCCUCACUAACCUCCCGACGAGGGAGCUUUGUGUUUCAUCCUUACCAACGAAACGCGUUACACUCAUAAAGGAAAGUAAAAUUUAAUUGAUUGAUAUAUGUUAUAGCUCUAACAGUUCUGAACUGUUCUUUCUAGGCCAGCCCUUUAAUAACCCAGGGUCGGAAAAUCCCAGAGUACCCAGAAUAAAAUUACGUAGUCUGGCAAAGUCAAACUGGAUGCACUGCUGUCACAUGGGGUGAUAUUAUCAUCAGUCAACUGCACAAUCUCGUUCCCCGAGCCUGCGAUCCUCGGGAAGGAACGCGAGGCUCUGGGAUAAUCCGUUGCCGGAAGCCAGGAAUCCUGGCUAAGAUUGAACUACGCAUUCCAUUUCAACGGCCAAUCAGAUUCCUCCCUGAAACGGAUUAUCCCAGAGCCUCGCGUUCCUUCCCGAGGAUCGCAGGCUGACAACGAGAUUGACAACUGCAUAAUGCAGGAAUGAAACCAACCUCGUCCCCAGGGUCUUCCUACUAAAUAGGGAAGAGCCUGGGAACGAGGUUGGAAUUGGUUGGAAUGAAACAUCAUAUCACAGAAGUGAAAGACAUAUACACCACCACUGAACUAUAAUAUAACAUACGUGUAUAUAGUUCACUGUACACCACAGAGACCAGGCUCUAUUUACCCGCGCCCGCCUGUGAAGGAAGUGACAGGCGGGCGGGCGCGGGUAAAUAGAGCCUGCGUCUCCUGUCCUUAUGGGCGCUUUCCAUUUAAUGGCAUGACCGGCCAGAUCCGAAUUAUUUUCUCUGUAUUAAUGGAGCAUCUGGUCUAUAUUUCUCAAAUAUCUAGAGAAAAUGGACCUCAUUAGAAUGUUAUCUAAAUUUUCCGGUCAGAUAUCUAUCUAUCCAUCUUCUAAGCGCAAUGUUUUGUGUUCCAAUAAAAAAUUUGACCGUUCUGACCCGUGUUAAUGGAAAGCACCCAUAGACCCAACCACCACCCAGUAUGAAAAGUCACCCAAACUCUUUUUUUCAUAGGAGCAAUUGCAGACUACCAGAUCAGUUUUCCCACAGCUUCAACAUCGAAUUACGCGCGGAUCUACGACGUUUCCCCCAACGAUAUAACGACUGUGUCUGCUUGCUUUUGGACUAAAUUCCUCAGAUACUCAGCUGGAAUACUUGCAUAUUCGUCCACCGAGUACGAGGACGAGCUUGCGAUUUAUUUUUAUAGCACUUACAAAUUCGCAGUUAUUGUCAGAGGGAUAUAUUCUUAUACCACGUGAGUACUUUCAAAGUUGGAGGGAUACACCCUGUCAAUAUUUUACACAUCUUUGCGUUCAGCUUAUUACUAAGGUAUUCAAAUUCUAACAAUACGUUAUUUCAAUAGUUUGUUUUUUUGGGACACCUUGUAUAUAAAUACAUAUAUAGGGAAACCAAAUGAAACGUGUAAAAAAUUUAAAGUUUAAAUACAAUAUGCAGUAAAAGUCAUAUCAUUCAUGAAUUUUAUAUGUGCACGUCGACCCUUCGAAUAAAAGGCGUGCUAUGUCUGUGUGUUUUUGAGGACUGUCUUGGAAAGCCUUUAAAGCACUAUGGCUUUGAAUUUUUGUUUUUCUCGUAGACCGGUGGUUCGUACAGGCAGAUGGCAUUUCUUCUGCAUACAAUGGCGCAGUUCAGAUGGUUUAGUCAAGAGCUAUAAAGACGGUGUGGAACUACAUAGCACAACUAUCGCAGUUGGCGAGGUUAUUCCCGCAAACGGUGCCAUCGUGCUGGGGCAAGAGGUUGAUAGUUUUGCCGGGGGGUUUAGCAGUUCACAGGCAAUGGAGGGGGAGUUGGCCGGUUUAAAUUUCUGGACAGAUUUCUUAACAGCCAACGAGAUCUCAGGAAUGGCCUCAGGAGUUAUCAAUGUGAACGGCAAUUUACUUCAAUGGAGAGAUUUCAGGGACCACAUUUAUGGUGCUGUAACUAUAAACGAAAACUCUGAUUUUGACUUGCCAGGUAUGUUUAUGGUCAGGGGUUUGUGUAUAGUUUGGCUUAUUUAAAGUUCUGUGCAUAUGAUUGCGAGUAACAGAGAUAUCUUGUGAUAUAUUAAUGCCACUAACCCGACAUAACAUUUUUGGUAUGUGUAAUUUUUCUUGGUAGAAAUGUAAUAUAUCUUUGAAGAAUAAAACCAUAAUCUUGAUCAACUUUUCACUGUCAAAGUUUCCAGAUUUGAUGUCAUUUUGCAAAUUAGUUUUCUUUUACUUUUUCACUCGGAGAAUUCACCCGAUGACAUCAUAUCUGGAAACUUUGACAGUGAAAAAGUUGAUCAAGAGGAGACUUCUGACUUAUAAAAGAUUUGUUACAUGUCUUCUUAGAAUGACCCAAAUAUGCAAUCCAUUCAAAUUACGAAAAGUACGAGCGAAGGCCCUCUAAGCCAGGAAAUUGUAGUUGUUGCUAUUAACCACGUGACAAGGGAUAUUCCCUUGAAAUGCUUUGCAGGUAGUUCUGACACAAAUGAAUCACAGUAACAUUAGAUGUAAUUCUAUUUCAUUUCUUUCCCAGCAUACCGAGUGCAGAAACUACGAGAUGACUAUUGCGAGGAAAACUAUCCUGGAACGUACGCAAGAUUUAUCCGCAAUCAAGCAACAUCAUAUCUUUGGAGAUGCAUACGACCCUCGUCCAUGUUGGAUGAGAAUAUGGUUUAUGAUAUUAUUGGGAAUUCUCCGUCAUACUUUUCAAGAACGACACAGCUCUUGGCCAUAACUUAA